This is a messenger RNA of Diaporthe amygdali, 1548 nucleotides long. RefSeq names its product mfs monosaccharide transporter. The record is from RefSeq and is a predicted model, not a curated record. Gene Ontology annotation, molecular function: carbohydrate:proton symporter activity. The coding region runs from base 1 to 1548 and encodes 515 amino acids. The transcript has 3 exons. Gene Ontology annotation, cellular component: membrane. Gene Ontology annotation, biological process: carbohydrate transport; transmembrane transport. Lineage: Eukaryota; Fungi; Ascomycota; Sordariomycetes; Diaporthales; Diaporthaceae.
AUGACGGCCUUCAGCCUCUCCAAGACCCAAGAGGUCGUCCUCUUCAGCUCCACAGCCAUUGCGCUGUACGGCUACGACCAAGGGAUGAUGUCUUUGAUCAAUACAAACCAGGACUACCUGCGGACCAUGGGAAUUGGCCCUGAGGAUCCCCUGGUUGGCAUCCUCGUAGCUGUCUAUUACCUGGGCUGUUCGCUCGGCGCCGUCCUCUUCUCCUACCUGUCAGACAACUACGGCCGGAAGAAGGCAAUCUUCGCCUGCCUGGCUACCGCGAGCCUGGGAAAUCUGAUCAUGUUUGUCACCGGGCUGGGCGGCUGGACGCAGAAUGCGAUCCACAUGUUCUGGGUCGGCCGUGUAAUCAUGGGCCUGGGUGUGGGCGGCAUCGACGCCGUCAUCCCCGUGUACAGUUCUGAGUUGAGCAGCGAUGGCGCGAGGGGCAAGGCGCUGGCGCAGGAGUUUCAAAUGAACAUAUUCGGGUUGAAUAUGGCAUUCGCUAUAAACCUUGCCGUGACCUACACGCUGGGCAAGGCCAACCAGUGGGCGUGGCGCACUCCCAUCGUCGUGAUGCAGGCGUACCCGGUGUUGCUCUUCCUGGUCAUCGGCAGGCUGCCUGAGAGCCCGAGGUGGUUUAUCUUCCAUGGCAAGGACGAUGAUGCGAAGGAGGCACUGAUCGAAAUCUAUGGCGAUGACGAGGGUGAGGAGAAGGCCAAAGAGUUGUUCGAGGCGCACGAGAAGGAGAAGGAUGACGAAGUAGUGACCUACCUCAACAUGCUGACUCCUGGGAAGCCUACGUUCCACCCUACCGUGAUUGUACUCAUGGGCCAGGUAAACCAGGCCUUGACCGGAUAUGGCGCAGUUUCGGUGUAUGGUCCUCAGAUCUUCGAACUUCUCGGAUUCAGCGUCAGGAUGGCAGAGUACGUCACACAGGCCAAUUACGUCUCUUACUUUUUCCUCAUGACCUUGGCCUGGAUCCUCAUCGACGCCGUCGGCCGCCGCAAGCUCCUGCUUGGCGGCAGCGUAGCACUCACCACCUGCUUUGCGCUUCUCACGCUCUUUGGCGCGCUCGCCAUGAACUCGACAUCCCAGGACAUUGGCGCGUCUGCAAUCCUUGGCACAGUCACGCUCUUCAUCGCCACUGGGGCCUUUGGGAUCGGCUGGCUCGCGACCGUGUGGCUCAUCCCCACGGAAAUCUACGCAACGACGGCAAGGGCGCAAGCAUCUGCGAUAUCCGUGAUUGUGUGGGGCCUUGCGAACUUCGCUGUUACACUUCUCAGCCCCCUCAUGUUCAACAAUCUCAAGUACUGGAUCUUCCUGAUCUUUGCGGCCACGAACGCCUUCGCUGGCAUCUGGACCUACAUCUACCUCCCAGAGAGCGGCGGGCGGAGCUUCGAGGAUAAUCAGCAAUUUUUCAUCGACGCGAAGGAGGAGGGCACUUGGAGGGUUGCCAAGGUGUCGGGUGGUGUGUAUAGAAGACUUGCUUAUGGAGGCACCCUGGAGGGCGAGAACGAGCCUCUGUUGCAGAGAUUGCAGGAUCAGGUCCAGGAACUCUGA